This is a messenger RNA of Phragmites australis (common reed), 1914 nucleotides long. Its product is annotated as pentatricopeptide repeat-containing protein At2g30100, chloroplastic-like. Lineage: Eukaryota; Viridiplantae; Streptophyta; Magnoliopsida; Poales; Poaceae. The record is from RefSeq and is a predicted model, not a curated record. The transcript has 2 exons. The coding region runs from base 70 to 1536 and encodes 488 amino acids. Gene Ontology annotation, molecular function: protein binding.
CGUCCUCCCCCCCGCGCCCCAACACACACACAUCAACAACCAAGCCUCCAAAUCCUCCGCCUCACUCCCAUGCCCUCCGCCCACCCCCACCCCCAUUCCAUGGCGCUCUCCUCCCACGCCGCCGCGGCGGUCGCCUUCCCUCAGGCCACCCGCCGCCUCCCCGCGUCCUCCGUCUCCCCCCGCCCCCCGCCGCCCUCGCGUUCAGUGCGCCUCGACCGCGCUUCGGCGCCGCUGGCGCCCCUCUCCCCCGCCAGCGCCGCGGCGCCCGACGGGCUCCUCGCUGCCGCCAUCGAGCACAUCGAGCGCGAGCCGGCAUCCGCCGAGGCGCCACUCGCGGCGCUGUCCCCGCGGGAGCUGCAGCUCGUGCUGGUCUACUUCGCGCAGGAGGGGCGUGACGCCUACUGCGCGCUCGAGGUCUUCGACUGGCUACGCCGCGCCAACCGCGUCGACGGCGAGACCAUGGAGCUCAUGGCCGCCAUCGCCUGCGGCUGGAUCGAGCGCCUCGUCGGGUCCGGCGGGGACGUGGCCGACGUCGCCGCGCUGCUAGGGGAGAUGGACUGCGUCGGGCUGCGACCGGGGUUCAGCCUCGUCGAGAAGGCCGUCGCGCUCUACUGGGACCGCGGGGAGAGGGAGCAAGCUAUCGAGUUCGUCAGGGACGUGCUCAGGAGAGGGGGGCUCGGCGCCGGCGCAGGAGGGGAGUACAGUGGCUCCGGCGACGGCGAGCGGGGAGGGCCUGUCGGCUACCUCGCCUGGAAGAUGAUGAUGGAUGGGGACUAUCGGGAUGCUGUCAAAUUGGUCAUUGAAUUUAAGGAGAGUGGGUUGAAACCCGAGGUGUAUAGUUAUCUCAUUGGGUUGACUGCCUUGGUUAAAGAGCAAAAGGAAUUCUCAAAGGCUCUGCGUAGAUUGAAUUCAUCUGUGAAGGAUGGCUCAAUUUCUGAACUGGAUGCUGAGCGCAUGCACAGUAUUGAAAAGUAUCAAUCAGAAUUGUUAAGUGAUGGUGUUCUUUUAUCAAACUGGGCAGUACAGGAAGGCAGCAGUGAAGUUCUAGGACUUGUGCACGAGAGGCUCCUCUCGUUGUAUACUUGCGCUGGUCGUGGCUUGGAAGCUGAGCACCAACUUUGGGAAAUGAAAAUUCUUGGUAGAGAACCUGAUACACAGCUCUAUGAUGUUGUAUUGGCCAUUUGUGCAUCUCAAGGGGAAGCUGCUGCUGUACGCAGAUUGCUUGCAGGAGUCGAGUCAACCAGUGCUGGAAGAAGGAAGAAGUCCAUGUCAUGGCUCCUGCGAGGCUAUGUGAAAGGCGGCUUUUAUCUAGAUGCCUCGGAAACACUCAUGCAGAUGCUCGAUAUGGGCUUAUUUCCUGAUUACCUGGAUAGAGCUGCUGUACUGACCGCACUGCGGAGAAACAUACAGGAAUCCGGCAGCCUAGAAUCAUACAUGAAACUCUGCAAGCGGCUGUCCAAGACAGAUCUGAUUGGACCUUGUAUCGUGUAUAUAUACGUACACAAAUUCAAAUUGUGGAUGAUGCACAUGCUUUGAAGGCUCCAACGAAACCUUGCAUCAUAUACCUGUUCGUAGCAUGGGUGGUCCAAAUGCUUUCAGGGCUCUGACGAACAAGACAUAGAAGCUCCGACUACGGUGAACGUUGGUACAUAAUUACGGUUCUUGUAUAUUUUUGACCAAGAAACGAGCCGCUCAUCCUAAGCAGGGGUAUUGUCGUACUUCUGAACAGAGUACAUAUGGUACAUGUGAAUUUUCAGUGUUCCUGUUACCAAAUGCAGUUGGUGUUGAAAGCCGCUAGCACGUAGCACCUAUAGCUACUGCAGGAGAUCUGCAAGAUGGAAAAGAUUGUUGAUAAAUGUACAUUUCUGUUGUGACUUCUACUUGUAAAGUUGCGCUGAUUUACAUUCGAUCUUU